UCCGCUGGGCAGCGGACGGUGUCCUCCUGCGAGCGCCGGAGUGGGGCUGGAGGCGGGGCCGGGGCGCGGUGCGGGGACGCCCUGCCCGGCGUUCCACGGGGCUGUUCCGGGCUCUGCGCCCACAGGUGAGGCCUCGCGCCGAGGCCGCCGUACCCCAGGACCGAGGGUGUGGCUGUACGUGGGAGGAAGUGACAGGAAGACGAUCAGACAGCAGGGUCAUGGCCGGAAAAGUGAAAUGGGUCACUGACAUCGAGAAGUCGGUGCUGAUAAACAAUUUUGAGAAGAGAGGCUGGGUCCAGGUGGCAGAGAGCGAGGACUGGAAUUUUUACUGGAUGAGCGUGCAGACCAUCCGAAACGUCUUCAGCGUCGAAACUGGCUACCGGCUCUCAGACGACCAAAUAGUCAACCAUUUUCCCAACCACUAUGAGCUGACCCGGAAGGACCUGAUGGUGAAGAACAUUAAGAGAUACAGGAAAGAGCUGGAGAAAGAAGGGAGUCCUCUGGCAGAAAAGGAUGAGAACGGGAAAUACCUCUACCUGGACUUCGUGCCGGUCACCUACAUGCUGCCGGCCGACUACAACCUGUUCGUGGAGGAGUUCCGGAAGAGCCCCUCCAGCACCUGGAUCAUGAAGCCCUGCGGCAAAGCACAGGGCAAGGGCAUCUUCCUGAUUAACAAGCUCUCGCAAAUCAAGAAGUGGUCCCGGGACAGCAAGACGUCUUCGUUCGUGUCUCAGUCCACCAAGGAGGCCUAUGUGAUCUCGCUCUACAUCAGCAACCCGCUGCUCAUCGGCGGCAGGAAGUUCGACCUGCGCUUGUACGUCCUGGUGUCCACGUACCGCCCGCUGCGCUGCUACAUGUAUAAGCUGGGCUUCUGCCGCUUCUGCACUGUGAAGUACACCCCCAGCACCAGUGAGCUGGACAACAUGUUCGUCCACCUCACCAACGUCGCCAUCCAGAAACACGGGGAGGACUAUAACCACAUCCACGGGGGCAAGUGGACCGUGAGCAACCUGCGGCUGUACCUGGAGAGCACCCGAGGCAGGGAGGUGACCAGCAAGCUGUUCGACGAGAUCCACUGGAUCGUCGUGCAGUCGCUGAAGGCUGUGGCGCCGGUGAUGAACAAUGACAAGCACUGCUUCGAGUGCUACGGUUACGACAUCAUCGUCGACGACCGGCUGAAGCCCUGGCUGAUAGAGGUUAACGCCUCCCCGUCUCUCACCUCCAGCACCGCCAACGACCGGAUCCUGAAGUAUAACCUGAUCAAUGACACCCUCAACAUCGCCGUCCCCAACGGCGAAAUCCCGGACUGCAAGUGGAACAAGUCCCCCCCAAAGGAAGUCCUCGGCAACUACGAAAUCCUCUACGACGAGGAGCUGGCGCAGGCCGACGGGGCCGACCGGGAGCUGAGGGGUCGUUCGGGCCCGGCGGCCGGGCCCAAGGGAGGCCGGGGGAGAGACUCGGGGAGAGACUCGGGGAGAAACGCCCUCACCACCUGGAAGUGACCCCAGCGAGGGCAGGACUGCAGCCUGGACCCGCCACUCACUGCGCCCAGGCCUCACCGAAGACCCGUUUUGAAAUUUCCUUUUUCUAGAGUUUUUUUUUCUUUCCCAAGCCCUGUAAAUAAAUAAAGGCACUUCUUUGG
Messenger RNA from Artibeus jamaicensis (Jamaican fruit-eating bat), 1642 nucleotides. It is a transcript of the gene TTLL1, whose product is annotated as TTL family tubulin polyglutamylase complex subunit L1. Gene Ontology annotation, molecular function: tubulin binding; tubulin-glutamic acid ligase activity. Gene Ontology annotation, biological process: microtubule cytoskeleton organization; protein polyglutamylation. The record is from RefSeq and is a predicted model, not a curated record. Gene Ontology annotation, cellular component: cilium. The coding region runs from base 219 to 1502 and encodes 427 amino acids. The transcript has 11 exons. NCBI's taxonomy places the organism in Eukaryota, Metazoa, Chordata, Mammalia, Chiroptera, Phyllostomidae.